Messenger RNA from Pseudophryne corroboree (corroboree frog), 1260 nucleotides. RefSeq names its product sulfiredoxin 1 (gene SRXN1). Bases 29 to 463 code for a protein of 144 amino acids. The record is from RefSeq and is a predicted model, not a curated record. Gene Ontology annotation, cellular component: cytoplasm. NCBI's taxonomy places the organism in Eukaryota, Metazoa, Chordata, Amphibia, Anura, Myobatrachidae. Gene Ontology annotation, molecular function: sulfiredoxin activity. The transcript is spliced from 2 exons. Gene Ontology annotation, biological process: cellular response to oxidative stress.
AAGUGGGACAGCCCGGAAGUCUGCAAGAAUGUAUCACAGGCAGCUGAAACAGAUAUUCAGCCUGAGUCGAAGUGUGCAUUUGCUAAAUGGUAUGGGCCAAGCUCGCAGGAUGAUGACAGAGAGCACGAUCCAGGAAAGCAGGAGCAUUCAUUCCAGUCACAUCCCUACCACCCAUAACGUCCCAAUGAGGGUGCUGAUCAGACCCAUCCCAUCUGUCCUAGAGGAGAGUAAGGUUCAGAGUCUUAUGGAAACCCUCCAGGAGGAUGCAGACCUGGUGCCACCAAUAGAUGUUCUCUGGAUCAAAGGCCGGAAUGGAGGGGACUAUUUCUAUUCCUUUGGGGGAUGUCAUCGUUAUGCAGCUCAUCAACGGCUCAACAAGGAAACUAUUGCAGCCAAAAUCAUCCAGACUUCUAUCAGUGACCUACGCACAUACCUAGGUUCCAGUACGCCAGACUUGCAAUAAGAUAAAUGGACUUGCGGUAUGGCUACUAGGAAAUCACAGCUUUGUUCAAAGACAAUAAUGGGACAAGAUUUUCCCAGAUCCGAACUAUGAAGGAAGAUUUCAUAAAUAGAAAAAAAAUGCAAAAAGUAUUCAUAUAGACCCUUAUUUUUUUAAUCUGAUAGAACAACCUGUAUACAGUAUAAUACUUCAUAAUAUACCAAAUGAUGACAAUGCAUAUAAUGUGUGAACUAAUUCAAAUAUGGUGUAAAAGGUGAUCCUAAUGUCAUUGAUUUAGUGUCCAAAGCUUGAUUAUUAUUAUUAUUAUUAUUAUUAUUAUUAUAAGGAAUUCAACACCCCUACUGUAAAUUAUUGGUUUUUAUAUGGUCUUGGAACUCCUCAAUUACUUAUAAUAUCCUUGUAGUAAUUUACAGUAGUGUACUGCAUACAUUAUACUAAGUUGUUGUUUUUUUUAGUCAAUUGAAAUGAAAAUUAGGCCCAGAUUUAUCCAGAGUGAUAAAUUGUAUGGUGAUAAAGUAGCAACCAAUCAACUCCAAACUGUCAUUUUUCCAACACAGUCUGUAACAUGGCAGUUAGGAGCUGAUUGGUUGGUACUUUAUCACUGUGCAAUUGAUGACUCUCCAAGGCUUGAUAAAUAUGGGCCCCUGUAUUUUCUUGACUUAAUUUAAUUUACAUAAAAAUAGGUGCUGCUAAUUGAUCAUUCAUGAGCCAUUUAAUGUAUUAGAAUUAUUUUAUUAUAAUUUUCACUUAUUAUACUGGAAUUUCAAAUUCAGAGAUAAAUAAAACGAAUUCUAUUGAUA